AUGGAUCAUCGGCGGCGACGCCCGGAGAAACGCCGCAGGAUAAUAACGCCUCCUCCGGCUGCCGGCAUCGCCCUCCCCGACGACCUGCUUUUCAUGGAAGUCUUGGUGCGCCUCCCUGCAAAAUGCCUCCUGCGCUUCAAAUCUGUCUGCCGCUCCUGGUGCGUCGGCAUGGCGGACGCCGGCUUCGUCCGCCGCCACCGUGAUUUCUCCCGCGCGAGUUCGCCGUCAAUGCUCCUCAUCGGGCGCAAGAGUUCCACCGAAGACGAAGAAGAACCCUACGGGGACAUCACCUUCUACCGCCUGCGGCUGGGACAGACACCGGGCAAGUCCAAGGUCAAAGCGGAGUUGCUGCUCGAGAAGGCGUGCCCACUGGAAGCGGCGAUCUCACCGACGCAUUGCGAUGGCCUGGUCGCCAUCGUAACCGCCACGGAUCAGGUGUUUGUGUGCAAUCCGGCCACAAAUGAGCUCGUCGCGCUGCCGUUCGGCAGCCCGAACGUGGAAAACACAAAGUUUCCAUCGGGGGCGAUCGGCUUCGACCGGUGGCGAAACCAGUACGUCGUCGCCAGGUACUUCUACCGGCGCCGGUGCUACGACGACGAGUCCGGCGGCAAGCUUGAUUACGACAUCGGGCACGAGAUCUUCACGCUCGGUGGCGAGUCCUGGGAGCUCACCGCGGACCCGCCUCACGCUAUCGGCGGCACUCGACCCGUGUACACGGGAGACGCCUUCUACUGGGCGUGCGAUGAAGACGAACACCCCCGGCCGAGCUCGCUGCUGCGGUUCAGCCUGCGCCACAGGACGUUCGACAUGGUGCCAUGUCCUCCUAACUUCGGCUACCACGCUGCCCUCGACCAUCUGGCGGAACUAGACGGCAAGCUGUGCUACGUCAACAAUGGGGCCUCGUUGACGACCUUUGACGUGUGGCAGCUGGCGGAUGACGGCGGGACAGGACCAGCCCAGUGGUCGCUGCGCUGCCGGAUCGAUCCGGGGGACGACGACGAGUGCUUCGGGAGCUACGGCUUCCUGCCGCUUUGGGCCACCGGGGGCAGGAUGCUGGUGAUGGUGUCCGACGAGACGCUGUACUGGUGUGACGAGAAGAGCCAAGGUGUGGAGGAAGUGGUGGACCUGGAAGAGGCUCUGGACUUGGAGGAGGGCAAUUAUGUUCGCCACGUCGUCCCAUACAGGGAGAGUCUCGUCUCCAUCAGAAACUUCACUGUCGAAGGACAUCACUCGUAA
Lolium rigidum is the source of this 1236-nucleotide messenger RNA. Its product is annotated as putative F-box protein At2g02030. Bases 1 to 1236 code for a protein of 411 amino acids. The record is from RefSeq and is a predicted model, not a curated record. Gene Ontology annotation, molecular function: protein binding. The transcript has a single exon. Lineage: Eukaryota; Viridiplantae; Streptophyta; Magnoliopsida; Poales; Poaceae.